Gastrolobium bilobum is the source of this 549-nucleotide messenger RNA. RefSeq lists its product as uncharacterized. Lineage: Eukaryota; Viridiplantae; Streptophyta; Magnoliopsida; Fabales; Fabaceae. The record is from RefSeq and is a predicted model, not a curated record. The transcript is spliced from 3 exons. The coding region runs from base 1 to 549 and encodes 182 amino acids.
AUGGGUUGUGGGAAAUCCAAACAUGAUGUUGUUUCAGGAAACACCGUCCUCCAGAGCAAGAAAUCCAGUGUCAACACCAAGGUUGGCGAGGAAAAUGGAACAGAAACCAAAGACAAAAACAACAACAACAACAACAAUGCUGAGAAUGUAAGUUCAGGGGUGGAAGUGGAACAGAAGGAAAGUGAAAAUGUUAAAGAGUUUGUUGUUGAAGGUAAGGAUGAUGAAGGUGUUAAAGGCGAAGCUGAGAAAACAAAUGUGGAAGAAGAAAAGGAAGCUGGUGAUGAAGCAGAGGGAAAGACACAGGAAACAAUUGCUGUAGAGGGAAUGUCUGAGAAGUCUGAAGGUGGCAAAGAUGAUUCAUUGAAAGAGAAUGAUCAGAAAGUCUUUGAUGGUGCUGCAGAAGAAAAAAAACCAGCAGAAAAUGAAAAAGAGGAAGUCAUUGUAAAGGAAGAGAGUUUGGCCAAUGAAGAAGAGGAGAAAAUAAAAGGCACAAAUGUUUCAACCUCUAAAGGUGAAGAAAAGGAUUUGAAAGCUGAGGAGGGAAAAUAG